AUGGUCAUACAAGCAAGUCAAGCGUUCGCAUCAAAUACCGCCAAAAUGCGCACGUACGACGACUCCUUCUCGGGCCAGAGAAUCUACCCUGGAAAGGGUAAGCUCUACGUCCGCGGUGACUCCAAGACUUUCCGUUUCCAGAACAGCAAGUCCGAGUCGCUGUUCCUCCAGCGCAAGAACCCCCGCCGCAUUGCCUGGACCGUCCUCUACCGUCGCCAGCACCGCAAGGGCAUCUCUGAGGAAGUUGCCAAGAAGCGCACCCGCCGCACCGUCAAGGCCCAGCGUGCCAUCGUCGGUGCCUCCCUCGAUGUGAUCAAGGAGAAGCGCAGCCAGCGUCCCGAGGCUCGCUCCGCCGCCCGCGCGGCGGCCAUCAAGGAGAGCAAGGAGAAGAAGCAGGCCGACGCCGCGGCGAAGAAGGCCGACAAGGCCAAGAACGCCGGCCUCGCCUCCAAGGGCCAGACCAGCCGCAUCUCGAGCAAGCAGGGCUCCAAGGGCGCGCAGGCCAAGGUCCAGGCCAACACCCGCUAA
This is a messenger RNA of Verticillium nonalfalfae, 528 nucleotides long. RefSeq names its product 60S ribosomal protein L24 (gene RPL24). The transcript is spliced from 5 exons. Gene Ontology annotation, molecular function: structural constituent of ribosome; mRNA binding. Bases 1 to 528 code for a protein of 175 amino acids. The record is from RefSeq and is a predicted model, not a curated record. Gene Ontology annotation, cellular component: cytosolic large ribosomal subunit. NCBI's taxonomy places the organism in Eukaryota, Fungi, Ascomycota, Sordariomycetes, Glomerellales, Plectosphaerellaceae. Gene Ontology annotation, biological process: cytoplasmic translation.